UGAGGUCAGGCGGAGGCACUGCCGCUGCGGCCGCAGCAGCUCCUCUCCCAUUCCCGGGAAGCCUGGAACGGGGACUUUUGAAAAUAACUGGAGCGGCGUUUGGGUUAGGGUCUGUGCUUUCCUCCUGCUUGAGGACAGGGUGAAGUGGCCUGGGCGAACAGGGGUGCAGAGGUACGGGUGCUGGUGCCUCGCAGCAGGAGCGAGCCUUGAUUGCGCUGCGCUACUCCCUCUUCGGCCCUCGGAGCGCAGCAGCUGGCGGACGAGCGGCUGGGGCGCAGGGACGAGGCAAACAAGGAGACGGAGGCAAUUGUCUUUAAAACAAGCCGAUUUCAAGGAUAUAUUCAAAAAAUCAACUUCAGGAUCUCUUGUGGAAGAGGAAGACCAACACAUGAAAUUAUCCCUUGGAAGCAGCGAAAUGGGCCUUUCUUCCCAUUUACAGUCUUCCAAGGCAGGAACCACUCGCAUCUUUACCAGCAAUACCCACAGUUCUGUGGUGUUACAGGGAUUUGACCAGCUUCGACUUGAAGGAUUGCUUUGUGAUGUGACCCUGAUGCCAGGUGAUACAGAUGAUGCUUUCCCUGUGCAUAGAGUCAUGAUGGCAUCUGCUAGUGACUACUUCAAGGCUAUGUUCACAGGUGGAAUGAAAGAACAAGAUUUAAUGUGCAUUAAGCUUCAUGGUGUGAGCAAAGUUGGUCUAAGGAAAAUUAUUGAUUUCAUUUAUACUGCAAAGCUUUCUCUUAAUAUGGACAACCUUCAAGACACACUGGAAGCUGCCAGCUUUCUACAAAUUCUGCCAGUUUUGGACUUCUGUAAAGUAUUUCUCAUAUCUGGGGUCACGUUAGACAAUUGUGUCGAAGUUGGGCGGAUUGCCAACACCUACAAUCUGACCGAAGUGGAUAAAUACGUUAACAGUUUUGUCUUAAAGAAUUUUCCUGCAUUGUUGAGCACCGGAGAGUUCUUGAAACUCCCUUUCGAGCGUCUUGCCUUUGUGCUUUCCAGUAAUAGCCUUAAGCAUUGCACUGAACUUGAGCUCUUUAAGGCUACCUGUCGCUGGCUUCGCCUGGAAGAGCCUCGGAUGGACUUUGCUGCAAAAUUAAUGAAGAACAUACGAUUUCCACUGAUGACACCACAGGAGCUCAUUAAUUACGUGCAAACAGUGGAUUUCAUGAGAACUGACAAUACUUGCGUGAAUUUGCUUUUGGAAGCCAGCAAUUACCAAAUGAUGCCAUACAUGCAGCCAGUUAUGCAGUCAGACAGGACUGCCAUUCGGUCUGACACCACUCAUUUGGUUACCCUAGGAGGUGUGCUGAGACAGCAGCUGGUUGUCAGUAAGGAACUGCGCAUGUAUGAUGAGAAGGCCCAUGAGUGGAAGUCCCUAGCCCCCAUGGAUGCCCCAAGGUACCAGCAUGGCAUUGCCGUCAUUGGAAAUUUCCUCUAUGUCGUUGGUGGACAGAGUAAUUAUGACACAAAAGGAAAAACAGCAGUCGAUACAGUGUUCAGAUUUGAUCCUCGAUACAAUAAAUGGAUGCAAGUUGCAUCUUUAAAUGAAAAGCGCACCUUCUUCCACCUAAGUGCCCUCAAAGGAUAUCUGUAUGCGGUCGGUGGGCGAAAUGCAGCUGGGGAACUACCUACGGUAGAAUGUUAUAAUCCAAGAACAAAUGAAUGGACUUAUGUUGCCAAAAUGAGUGAGCCUCACUAUGGACAUGCUGGAACUGUGUAUGGAGGAGUGAUGUAUAUUUCAGGAGGAAUUACUCAUGACACUUUCCAAAAGGAGCUCAUGUGCUUUGACCCUGAUACUGACAAAUGGAUCCAGAAGGCACCAAUGACCACUGUCCGAGGUCUGCAUUGCAUGUGUACAGUGGGAGAAAGGCUCUAUGUCAUUGGCGGCAAUCAUUUCAGAGGAACCAGUGAUUAUGAUGAUGUCCUAAGCUGUGAAUACUAUUCACCUAUCCUUGACCAGUGGACCCCAAUUGCUGCCAUGUUAAGAGGGCAGAGUGAUGUUGGGGUUGCUGUCUUUGAAAACAAAAUCUAUGUAGUUGGUGGGUAUUCUUGGAAUAAUCGUUGUAUGGUAGAGAUAGUGCAGAAAUAUGAUCCAGACAAAGAUGAAUGGCAUAAAGUUUUUGAUCUCCCAGAAUCCCUUGGUGGUAUUCGAGCUUGUACACUCACAGUUUUUCCACCUGAAGAAACCACACCAUCACCUUCUAGAGAGUCCCCUCUUUCUGCACCUUAAGAUCAUCCCUACAACUAAGAUGCUGUAGUCCUAUCUUUGCAAUGUGUCAUGAUUCUCUUCUUUUUCUCCCCUUAAGUAGUAUAUCUGUUAGGAUUAGCCUCCAGUAAUUGAUACUGAUAUUGGAAAAAAGACAACAUUGAUGUUAUUUGUGCUGUUCGUUUGGCCUAGAAUGUUUAUAAAGUGGUAACAAAACCAUCCUGGAAAUGUAUCCCAUAGAAGCUGUUUAACAUAUGAAAAAAAGUAUUGUCUAUGAACUGUUUCUUCAGUACUUUUUAAUGCUGUGUACUGGGUGUAAGGUAUUUGUCAUCUUACAUUAUAAGCCAAUUUGAAGGUGGAUUAUAGUAAAUGUACAACUGUGCUUACUAGGCUUCAAAGUAAAAAGUUUUCCUUUCAUCUUUGACUGUAAGAUGUCAAAGGGAGGCAGCCUGCUCUAGCAGGAAACAAUACACAAAAGGUUGCCAACUCGCAUGAGCUACCUCCCUCUUUUCAUGAAGUAUUUUUGAUGUAUCUGUCAACCCACCUGACUGUGUGGGUGCAUUGAGAACAUAUAAAGUUUCUUAGACACACAGGAGAAAUAACUGAAAUUCACCAAUGUUAACUUUAAAAAAGCAUGACCCCUCUACUUAUAAAAAAAGGUUUGGGGUUUUUAAAGUGUGCGCAAAUGCAUACACACAUACUUGGAUAGGGAUUUCUAAACAUUGAGUGUCACAUCAAAUAAAUAUGAAAUUUUAAAAAAUCUUUUAAAAGCAGCUUCCAUUAAAAUGGGAAUUCAGUGUGCACAUACUGAAUACACAUGUGUAGAACCAUAGGUGGAUAAGGGCUAGAAAUUUUGAGCAACUAAAGUUGUCACUUGACCCAAUUUUAUCUUAAAAAUUGUAUUCUCCUCCUUCUCCUUUGCUGUUGAGGUAACUUACAUAUUCUGUGUAUUCUGUAUACUCUCAAUUCAUAAGGUUAUUUAGCACAAAGUAUAGCAGCUUCACCUGGAGAGCUGCUUUUGCUCAAAGAAUUCAACUUCCAUGUUUUAUCUUUUUUCUGUUCAAUAAAAACAUUUAAUGUCA
Messenger RNA from Marmota monax (woodchuck), 3288 nucleotides. RefSeq names its product kelch like family member 13 (gene Klhl13). Gene Ontology annotation, molecular function: ubiquitin-protein transferase activity; cullin family protein binding. The coding region runs from base 389 to 2230 and encodes 613 amino acids. The record is from RefSeq and is a predicted model, not a curated record. Gene Ontology annotation, cellular component: Cul3-RING ubiquitin ligase complex. Gene Ontology annotation, biological process: regulation of cytokinesis; protein ubiquitination. NCBI's taxonomy places the organism in Eukaryota, Metazoa, Chordata, Mammalia, Rodentia, Sciuridae. The transcript is spliced from 8 exons.